Molecule: messenger RNA, 3087 nt
Organism: Paramormyrops kingsleyae
Lineage: Eukaryota; Metazoa; Chordata; Actinopteri; Osteoglossiformes; Mormyridae
Gene: cnnm4b
Product: metal transporter CNNM4
Biological process (GO): magnesium ion homeostasis; magnesium ion transport
Cellular component (GO): plasma membrane
Molecular function (GO): magnesium ion transmembrane transporter activity; sodium ion transmembrane transporter activity
Source: RefSeq, a predicted model, not a curated record
AGGGGGCGGGAUUGUAUGAAAUGAAUAGGUGACGUCAGAUCCCUGCUCGCAGAGAGUGUGACAAACAUGGCGACGGGACGGAUCGCUCAGGGGUAUAUUCUAACUUUAUUGGUGUUUUUCUGGACUGUGGCAGCGGGACUGGCCGAGGCGGCACUAGCCGGAGUUAGCGGCAGCCGGAUCCUUGGCAUGCGCCUGGAGUGGAGUAACAAGCCGGCGCUGACUACCAACGACGGGGUCAUCCAGGUAACCGAGGAGAGCAAUGUCAAGCUCAGGUUUUACGGGGUGCAUAUGAACUCCGGCACCUGGGAGCAGAUUAAGUUUACGGAGCGCGGAGACGGCAGAGAGCUCGAGCGCGACUCCGAUAGGAACUGUACCGACUUCACUAAGGACUUCAGCAUCGACAAGUUUAUGAACGUUAGCAAUCUGGACACCUCGGGGGUGCUGAACAUGGUCAUCAAGCCGCUCCGCAAAAGCGAGCCGCGGAAAGAGUAUGCUUUGUGCGUCAAGCAGGGUACGGACUACAGGUGGUCCCUGCUGGGUGAGAACGACGGCAAGCUGCUGGUGGUGGAGGAGAAGAAGUCACUGCUGCCUUUGUGGUUCCAGGUGAUCCUCAUCGCCUUCCUCCUGGUGCUGUCUGGCAUGUUCAGUGGUCUCAACCUGGGGCUCAUGGCCCUAGACCCGAUGGAGCUCCGCAUCGUGCAGAACUGCGGUACAGACAAGGAGAAGAAAUAUGCUCGUAAAAUCGAGCCCAUCCGCAGGAAAGGAAACUACCUGCUCUGCUCCCUUCUGCUGGGGAACGUGCUGGUGAACACCACGCUCACCAUCCUGCUGGAUGGCCUGAUUGGCUCCGGCUUGGGUGCCGUGGUGGCCUCCACUAUUGGCAUUGUCAUCUUCGGCGAGAUCGUGCCCCAGGCCCUCUGCUCACGCCACGGCUUGGCUGUGGGCGCCAACACCAUCUUAGUUACGAAACUAUUCAUGCUGCUCACAUUCCCGCUCUCCUAUCCCAUCAGCAAACUGCUGGAUUAUGCUCUGGGCCAGGAGAUUGGGACCGUGUACAACCGGGAGAAGCUGGUGGAGAUGCUGAAAGUGACGGAGCCUUACAACGACUUAGUGAAAGAGGAACUUAACAUGAUCCAGGGCGCUUUGGAGCUACGGACCAAGACCGUGGAGGACAUCAUGACACCGCUAAGCAACUGCUUCAUGAUCCACAGUGAUGCCGUCCUGGAUUUCAACACCAUGUCUGAGAUCAUGGAGAGCGGUUACACCCGCAUCCCAGUCUUCGAGGACGAGAGGUCCAACAUCGUGGACAUCCUCUUUGUCAAGGACUUGGCCUUCGUCGACCCGGAUGACUGCACGACCCUGAAGACCAUAACCAAGUUCUACAAUCACCCGGUCCACUUUGUCUUUCAUGACACUAAACUAGACGCCAUGUUGGAGGAGUUCAAGAAAGGUAAAUCACACCUGGCCAUCGUGCAGAAGGUGAACAACGAGGGUGAGGGUGACCCUUUCUACGAGGUGCUGGGCCUGGUCACACUGGAGGACGUCAUCGAGGAGAUCAUCAAGUCUGAGAUCCUGGAUGAGUCUGACCUCUACACCGAUAACCGCAACAGGAAGAAGGUAGCUCACAACAAGAACAAGCGCGACUUUUCGGCGUUCAAACACGAGAGCGAGUCCAAGGUGAAGGUCUCCCCCCAGCUGCUUCUGGCCGCCCAUCGCUUCCUGGCCACAGAGGUGAUCCUCUUCAGUCCGUCGCAGAUCACGGAGAAAGUCCUGCUGCGUAUUCUCAAGCACCCCAACGUCAUCCAGGAGAUCAAGUUCAACGACAGCAACAAGCGCUCUCCCCACCACUACUUGUACCAGCGUGGGAAGCCUGUGGACUACUUCACCCUCAUCCUGCAGGGCCGAGUCGAGGUGGAGGCUGGCAAUGAAAACAUGAAGUUUGAAACAGGCCCCUUCUCUUUUUAUGGAGUCAUGGCUCUGAGCACUCCAGCUUUGGUGGCAUCGCUCCAUCCUCGUCACCUCUCUUUAAAGAGGUAUUCUCUGUUCUCUCGGUUUCCAGGUAAAUUCCGGCAUGUCUGGGGCCCAGGGACCCUAACUGGGGUUGGGAGGGCAGUAGCAGUAGCUAACCUUCAUUAGAGAUUAGAGGGUAGAGUGACAGCUGCCUGUCUCCUGCCCGGCUUCCAAAGAGCCCCGAUCCAGCACACUGUUCUCUGCAAGGGAGGCCUUCAUGUGAAAACAUAUUGGGGGGGGGGGGGGGUGGAAUCUUCUGGAUCUGGGCUCAGGCAACCAACAGGCACUGCUGCUGAAUGGGUGAACUGGUCUAACUGUAGGAGGCGUUCUGUCUCAUAGCAUUAUCACCCUUUAGCAUUGUGUAAUCAAACUGACAGUACUAACUCCCACCCUGUCCUAAGCAGGCCCAUCCCCUCCUCUGGGAACUCCGCCCUCUCUGGAUGAGUCCCUCCCCUGGGAGCCACGCCCAGUCCCAGGCAGGCCCGCCCCCUGCUCUGGGAACCUUGUCGUGAGGGCCCCCCUCCGCUCAGGUCUCUGCCCUUCCCUGUACAGGUCUGGUUGGAGCUCCACCCACUCCUACACAGGCCUGCCCCUUCCUGAGUCAGCUUCCUCGCCCAGGCAGAAGGUCACCCUAAGGCAUCUGGGGGGGGAGGGGGGGAAUCAUUGCUGCUUUCACCUUAUUGAGGGUGUCUGCCUGACACGUCAGUCCCGGACUGCUCACACAAGCACUGCAUCUCCCUGGUAACAGGUCACAGACCGAUAUGAUCUGGAGAUGUAUUUGCAUUUUGUCGUGUUUAGCGCGCUCUAUCUGCCCCUUUCUGCCCCCCCCUUCUUGUAUCUUCUCAAUCUCUGGCUCUAUCUUAUCAGUAGUUAUUAAUUUGAAAAUAUUUCCCACACUAGCUGUUCCGCGUGUUCCAGCACUGGUGAUCUUCUCCCUCUCGCCCCCUUGUGACGGUGUCUCCAUGUGUUUCAGAGUUUCGCUCUCCCUCCCACCUCAGCGGCCUCAAUCGCUCCGCCUCCCUCAGCUGCACAGAUCGCUCCGAGUCACAGUCGGUCAGCGGCAGCAACAACCAGCUG